Myripristis murdjan (pinecone soldierfish) is the source of this 5732-nucleotide messenger RNA. RefSeq names its product fibroblast growth factor receptor like 1a (gene fgfrl1a). Gene Ontology annotation, cellular component: plasma membrane. The record is from RefSeq and is a predicted model, not a curated record. The transcript has 7 exons. Gene Ontology annotation, molecular function: fibroblast growth factor binding; fibroblast growth factor receptor activity. The coding region runs from base 1 to 1581 and encodes 526 amino acids. Lineage: Eukaryota; Metazoa; Chordata; Actinopteri; Holocentriformes; Holocentridae.
AUGUCUAUUCCACGCAGUGUGGUGUUGCUGGUUUCCAUGGUAAUCAAGCCUCUUGCCAAACAAGAAGAAGCGCCUUAUGAACUCUCCGGUUUCCUCUCCUCCUGUGAAGGUCCGCCCCGGGUGUCGGAGCGGGUGUCCCACCGGCAGAGCAUUCGCCUGGGUCGCACCAUGAAGCUUCCCUGUCCCGUGGAGGGCGACCCCCCGCCGCUCAUCAUGUGGACCAAAGACGGCCGCAACAUCCACAGCGGCUGGUCGCGCUUCAGGGUGCUGCAGCACGCCCUGCGGAUUAAAGAGGUGGAGGCCGACGACACGGGAACGUACAUCUGUAAGGCCACCAACGGCUUCGGCAGCGUCAACAUCAACUACACGCUCAUCGUUAUCGAUGACUCCAGCUUGGGAAGAGACGGGGCUGGAAGGACCAAUGGGGACUCUGAGCUCACCCCCGAGCUUGCUGGGAAACUGGUUCGCCCACGGUUCACCCAGCCGGCCAAGAUGAGGAAACGCGUCAUCGCCCGGCCGGUGGGCAGCUCGGUGCGGCUGAAGUGCACGGCGAGCGGUAACCCUCGCCCCGACAUCGUUUGGCUGAAGGACAGCCGCCCGCUCGUCGGGGAGGACGAAGGAGCAGGAGGAGGUGCAGAGAGAGCUGCAGGAGGAGGAGGAGGAGGAGGAGGAGGGGAAGGGAGGAAGAAGAAGUGGACCCUGAGUCUGAAGAACCUGACACCAGAGCACAGCGGGAAGUACACCUGCCAUGUGUCCAACAGAGCCGGAGAGAUCAACGCCACCUACAAAGUGGAAGUCAUACAGCGUACCAACUCUAAACCCAUCCUGACGGGCACCCAUCCGGUCAAUACCACUGUGGAUUACGGGGGAACCACGUCCUUCCAGUGUAAAGUCCGCAGUGACGUCAAGCCGGUCAUCCAGUGGCUCAAAAGAGUCGAGGCGGGCGACGAGAACAAAUACAACUCCACCAUCGAGGUUGGGGACCACCGCUUCGUGGUCCUUCCCACUGGGGAGGUGUGGUCGCGUCCCGACGGCUCGUACCUCAACAAGCUGCUGAUAACCAGAGCCAAGGAGGAGGACGCCGGCAUGUACAUCUGUCUGGGAGCCAACACCAUGGGCUACAGCUUCAGGAGUGCCUAUCUCACCGUGCUGCCAGACCUGAAACCGCAUGUCAACCCUGUUCCCACGGCAACAGCCCCCAGCCUUCCUUGGCCCGUCAUUAUUGGAAUCCCGGCGGGCGUGGCCUUCAUCUUGGGCACCGCCCUCCUCUGGUUCUGCCAAUCAAAACGCACCUGCUCCAAUUCGUCGUCCUCCUCCGCCCUGCCCGCCUCCCAGCGUCCGGCGGUGACCAAUCGCGACCGAGCCUGCCCGCCGCUCCCCCAGCAGCCAGCCAGUGGGGAUAAGGAUUGUCUUUCUUAUGAGGACUACAUCGCCCACCAGCAGCAGCUGCUCCUCGCCCAGGGCGGAGCGGGAUUGGCUCCCAAGGUCUACCCAAAGAUCUACACGGACAUACACACGCACACACACUCGCACGUGGACGGGAAAGUGCACCAGCACCAGCACAUUCACUACCAGUGUUAGCAUCAAGGCGAGCGGUAAGCUUUGGCGUUGUCACCUUCAACUCUCCUCUCUGCUACAGAUGAACAUGUUAUGGGUGCACAGAGACUCAGUCGCAAUAGUCCAACCGGUUAUUGUCACACACUCCGUGGAGCCACAUUCAAAGCCCAUGAGGACUUGUGUCCAAAAAAGCAUGGAAAUACACAAAGUACAAUCUGUUGCUCCGCUCUGCUGACUCUUCCUGCUUCUCCUGCAGCCGCAGUCGAUACUGUACAGAGACUCAAUCAGGAAACAAUGAAGAAUGUAAAGAAAGAGACAACAGAAGUGCAUCACAAAGAGCAGCCACUCUGGGAGCCAGUCUGUUGAAACAAAUCAUCCAAGAUGUUUUACUCAAGCCUUUCUGGAUUUGUUUUUGUGCAGUUCCAUAAAUCUCAGCCGACGCUCCUUGAAGCCGAAUUUGAAGCGCAACCGAACCCGACGACUUCAAAGUAACCAGACGUCUUUGGCUCCCGUGUAACCCCCGAGCAUAUUCAGAGAGAUUUAUCUGUCUGCUUCUCAAGCACCUUGGACACAACUACAGCUUCCUCAGUAAUAAAAGAAAUGCAGCACACUUACCCGACACGAAUCGAAAUAUAUUUGUGUAUAUAACAGAAUACGAUCAUGGCAUUAACAUUUAGCAGGCUAUUCCUUCCAGAGCAACCUAUAGCGCGUAUGUACUGUAAUCACUUGUAUUCAGAGUAUAACUCAGGCGUCAGCCCAACUGAGCCAUAUGAACCACAGAACACAAAACAUUGUAUCCACUCCAUUGGCAAAGACCAGAAGGCUGCUGUUUUUUUGUUUUUUGAUUUUUUUUUUUUUUUUUUUUUAUUGCUCUUGCCAAGCCGACAGCCUUCUAAUAACUGUCCAGCUGCUAUCUGGGUACUGUAUGAAAAAGACUUCAUGUCAAACUGAGCUUCUGAUCUUACACAACAUCAUUAGUUAUCCCUGAUUUCUUUGAGUAGGUUAUUUUUGGCAGCGGCUGCAGCGUGACUGAUGCAGACAAGCAGAUCUGCCAGAGCCAGAGACCUCCACCAGAAAACACUCCCGUAUUUUCAGACGGCGAAUCUUGCUUGCGGACGUAAUCGGCCUGUUACGACUCGGUCAUGAGUGAAUGUACGGACAGGUCCUGCCUCAGUGGAAGUCUCCUCACUUCCCGGGGAUCGGUGGCAUUUCCUGUUUGAAGCCGUCUCCUCUUCCGCGUUGUUUGAUGCUCGCUGACUCCGGAGGCGACGGAGCGCGAAGCAUCAGGGAUAUCGGAUCUCCUCGUGUCAGAUGUUCAACCACCUCAGCCAACCGCGCAAAGGGAUUGUCAAUGAUGCCUUGGUAUAAAAUGGUGCCUCGUAAAAAUUGCUUCCAGAUUUUGCGGAUUGCUGUCAGAUCGCCGGAUAAGCAAUGGAUUCUUGUUAAUCUGUUAUGAGAUUUGGAGGGCUGAAAGAAGAGACUUCAUCUUAAACUCGGUAGCAACAAUAAAACCUAAAGACCCAGGCCUCAACUCCCUUCUUAGGGCAUCUCACAAGACGACUCGGGGGCAGUCGACUCACUCAGACAGACCGCACGUCUUGAAGCGGUCUGGCGUGAGCAGGGAUCGCAUGUGCUCUGUUCUCGUCCGUUGAUUGUUUGUUGCGAGGCAAAGGACCUCGGGAAACUGUUGUCUCUUGUGUUUGCAUGUGAAGAAGAAAAGUUUUGGAAAAGGGCUGCCUUCUCACCUGUAGGACCUGCUCUGAAAGCCCGAUCAAGGAAAAACAGUUGCAAUCAAGAACUUAAUCUCAUAGCUGGGGGCUCAGCUCAUUAUAACUGAAAUGAAUAUCAGUAUUGUUAUGAUUAUCAAAAUAAUUUAGAGCCAUAUCAAGGAGAAAGUCAUUCAGGUGGAUGAUCAGUCAACAUGGGAAUAUCCACUGACUAGCUUUGAAUAUUUAAAAUACUCUUUGUGCUGCACAGUGGCAAUCAAUCACAAUCAAUAACUGCUCAGUACAUGAAAGUAUAUGUCUGGGAUCUGUUCUGUAUCGUUCAUCUGCACAGCCAACAGCAACUUCUGAGGAGACUGCGGUCUUUGCUCUGUUGUUCAAAUGGCAUCAAAAUGGAUAAUAUUGCUCUUUUCCUUUUCAUCUUUUUAGCAGGUUGAUCCUGUAUUCUCUUGCAGCAGCUGGAUUAUAUGACACCUGGCCUUAAAAUGCAUCCCCUCUAUGCACAGUAACAUCCAUUUCCACGUUCCACCUCAAACCAAACGCACAUUAUCGCACGUCACCUCCUAAUAUUUAAAGCCUUUAAAAUGGACGGUCCAAACCUCAGCUUGCUCCCUGUCUAUUACUGAUGAGGAUGUUAUGAAUGUAUCUGAGCUGACGGCUUCCUGUUUGAUUUGAAUCCUCAUCACAUUUGUGCAUAAAGUUCAUUUCCAUUUGUGUUACUCCCAUGUAUAGAUUGGAGAGGCAUUGCAUUUCCACAUAGUUCUCUGGUGAUCUGCAGAGGUGGUUUGCAUCAUGAAAUGUUAAAUGCAUCCUAAGUCCUAAUUCAGACCUGGAUGUCGGUGAAGAUUCUCCAUCAUCCAGGUCAUGGCACCUCCAGUAGUGGGCAGCUGGACUGUGUAAUCUCUUAAUUCAAGAUUAUGCUGAUAGUCCAAUUGCCUUUGACCUGCUAUUAUUAGACAUUUCCAACAUGAUUUUAUAUGUUUUUGUGGAACUAUAACGGAUUUUCACCGGCAGCGAGGAAACUGAAAUCAGAGGAUUGCCGUUUAAACUGCAGCCAUCUACGAUCAAAAGUCUUUACAGUGCAUCAAAAGUAAAAUUGGUACCAUUGGUGUAUUAUUUCACAAAAGCUCAUUGGAUAUUUUACUACUCACGCUGCAGAGACUCACUUACAUUAUCGCUCAUGAGGUGGAUUAUUGUUGUUCAUAUAGUUGGAUCACAGUCACUUAAUAUUAGUGUAUCACAGCAUUAGUGGACAGCCAAGUACAACAGACGCUCUCUUUGUCUUUUGCUAUUGAAUUCUCAGGUGGCCAUCUCGUUGUUCUUGUGUGUGCUUAUGAAACUGACCACUAUAUAUAUUAAAAAAAAGAAGAAGAAGAAAAAAAAAACUGUGCAACAUGUUAUUACAAUAUGCCUUCGACUGCUUCAAAACAGGGAACUCUAUUAAAGGUACACUCGGGGAUGUAGCCGUUAAAAAAGCGAGGUGACACUGUGCAGAGAUGUUUCCAAAAAGGAGAAAUCUGCGCCGCCUAUAGAGCCGCCUGUGUAAGAGCAAAUCUAUCUAUUAAAAGAAAAUUCAUGCUUAUAAUAAAUACAUAUUACGGUACAAUUACAGAGAGGAGACGCAUGUUCCUGAUACCUCGAAGCAAAUCCCCUUGAUUAUGUUUCGGCUCUUCAGUAAACAUGGACUCCAUUUUCUUCGGUGCCUUUUUGCCGAUUUAAAGCUUUUCAAAUUUUCCCGUUUAUGUAACCCCCUAAACAGCCCAGCACAUUUUAAUUUCUACCACCAUAAGAGAAAAAACACUCCAAUUGCAUUAUGGUUAACAUUACAGUUUCCCAAAAAUACACUCAUCUGUGCUUCUCUGUGACAAUAUUGGCACUUCAGCCACAAAAUAAGAAGUGGGUUAAUGUAAGGAUGUAUAGAAUAGAUCUAAAUCGAUCUGUACCGCUGCACAUUGUGUUAUUUUCUCUCUUACCGGAGAUGGGCUAAGCAUUUUGACACACUGCCCAGGCCUGAUGGACUGUAGCUGAGCCACUGCUUUCUGGUGUCUUCCCCUUUGAAGUGUUUUAUUUUUCUCUCCUGUCACCAUCUCUUCUUCUCCUUUUGAAACAUCUCUCAGCAGAGUCACCCUGAACAACAGCCCCAGUGUGUUUUUGACAUCCUGAAGUCUACCAUUAAAAGAUUUUCUUGUAGCUCUGGAAGGGUGGAAAGCGUGCCAAAAAGCAAAAUAAUACAACAUGUCUCACUCAAUACUGUGUUUCUCUGUGAAAACAACUUUGUUUUUUUUUUCUGUUUUGUUUUGUUUUGUUUUUUCUGUUGUUGUUUUACAUGUUUAGCCCGUCAACGUUUUACAUGUCAAAGCUAAUGGACUGCCAAAUACAGAGACAGACUGUGUAAUGAACAUGCACUUACCACUAGUAUGUUGAAAGAAAUAAUCCUAGUGUUGAAGUGAA